GGAAAAUACUGCCCUGCCCGGGGCGUCCAGUUAGCUGUUCCUGACGUGGGGGGCUGGGGAACCGCUCUCAAGUACGUUGGUAGCAUGACUGUAAAUCCCGCUGGCUAGGUGAAGCAAGGUUAACGAUCUUUACAAGCUAACAAGAUGCUCUGCUUUCUGGCAAGUCGCCCAGCGCUGAACAUACUGUGCAGUCAAUGCAGCGGUUGUAGUCAUGCAGCUUCUAGUCAUGGGAGCAUUCAGCCGACAGAAGUUUUUCCAAGAGCUUGCUCAUGGCUGCCUGCUGCCUACAGCUCAGCAGGGCCUGGAGCAAGUAUGGCAGCUGCUGGUUAUCUGCCUGCUGUGUCGGCUUCUCUGGAUGUUGGGCCUCCCCUCUUUUGUGAAACACCUGGGCACAGUCGCAGGAGGUUUCUACACUCUCUACCUGUUCUUUGAGCUUCAUAUGAUCUGGGUGGUCCUCCUCAGCCUUCUCUGCUACCUCUUCCUCUUCCUGUGCCGCCACUCUACCAUGCGAGGCACCUUCCUCUCCAUCACUGUGCUCAUCUACCUGCUGCUGGGCGAGCUGCACAUGAUGGACACCACCAACUGGCACAAGAUGAGAGGUUCGCAGAUGGUGGUUGCCAUGAAAGCCAUCUCUCUGGCCUUCGAUCUGGACAGAGGUGUCGUGGCCAGUGUACCCUCACCCAUUGAGUUCAUGGGCUAUAUUUACUUUGUGGGCACAGUCAUCUUUGGUCCCUGGAUCAGCUUCAACAGCUACAAAGACGCUUUAGAAGGACGUAAGCUGAGCUUUUCGUGGCUUUUAAAAGUGUCUGUUAGCUGGGUGAAGAGCCAGGUCUGCCUUGUUAUUUCCAACUGCGUGGCACCAUACCUUUUCCCUUAUUUCAUACCGGUCUAUGGAGACAAGUUACUACGAGGCAAAAAGAGAAGAAAGAUCAGAGGUACACCGGCAAAGUGGAUGCUGGCGUAUGAGAACACAAUGUCUUUCCACUUCAGCAACUAUUUUGUUGGUUAUUUGAGCGAGACUACUACUACUCUGGCUGGAGCAGGCUUUACAGAGGAGAAGGAAAACCUCAAAUGGGAUAUGACUGUAUCCAAGCCGCUGAAUAUAGAGUUUCCCCGGUCGAUGGUGGAGGUGGUAACGUCGUGGAAUCUGCCCAUGUCUCGCUUUCUGCACACCUAUGUUUUUAAGAGCGCGCUCAAAUUUGGGACGUUCUCCGCCAUCAUGGUGACGUAUACAGCCAGCGCCCUUCUGCAUGGUUUGAGUUUUCACCUGGGUGCAGUGCUUCUGUCUCUUGGGUUCAUCACGUACAUUGAGCAUGUGUUGCGGAAGAGGCUUGCAGCCAUUUUCAAUGCCUGUGUGCUGUCAAAGAAAUGUCAGCCAAACUGUACUCACAGGAACAAAAAGAAGCUGUGGGUGUAUUUGAUUAACAUAGCAUUCAGCGCUCUGGCAAUACUCCACCUGACGUACCUGGGCUCAGUGUUCAACUCCAGUGUCGACUACAUGGAGGAGGAUGAGGACGAUGUAAGCCAUCAUACUAUUCAGAAGUGGUCCGAGCUGAGCUGGACAAGCCACUGGGUCACAUUUGGAUGCUGGAUAUUGUACCGCCUCAUUCUCUAAUAAUGAGAGACGGAGAAAGUGAAGCAAUAAGGAGAGAUGUAUGGCUGGUUCUCCACUUCUGCACUGUGACUUUAUUCCGCCUCAGACCGAAGAGAGCAGACUCAACCUGUAUACAACAAUAAACCAACGCCCAGUGUUCAGAUUGCGCCGCAUGUUGGCUGGGUAAUCUAUUAUUCUAACCUGCCGGGGGACUAGUUUUGAUAUCCAUGGAAUGAUAGCCCACUCCUCCCUCCUUUUCUCCGUAUCGCAUCCUUUUUUAUCCGAGCCGCAGUUGUCAACCCUCAUGUUGUGACAGCAGUUACCGACGUCUCACUGUGAGUCACAAUCAAUACCUAUCAGCAUGGUGGAGAUUGGCUGCUCCUUUCUGUGGACACAUGAUAGAGCCCACUAUCUAGGUGUUUUCAGGGUCGACUGCGGCAGAUGUCCUCCAGACGUGGUUUCC
Molecule: messenger RNA, 2057 nt
Organism: Perca fluviatilis (European perch)
Lineage: Eukaryota; Metazoa; Chordata; Actinopteri; Perciformes; Percidae
Product: protein-serine O-palmitoleoyltransferase porcupine-like
Exons: 15
Coding region: 212-1615 (467 amino acids)
Biological process (GO): lipid modification; protein palmitoylation; canonical Wnt signaling pathway
Cellular component (GO): membrane; endoplasmic reticulum
Molecular function (GO): palmitoleoyltransferase activity; Wnt-protein binding
Source: RefSeq, a predicted model, not a curated record